AACGUAAUCGAAACGUAUCCGUGAGAUCCACGUGGUCUAUAAUGGCGUCGCCAUUUCGGUAAGUCUUACAUGCUUCUCUCUGCUCUGCUCAGCACUGCACAUAAAUUUGCUCCAUCACAGUGUCCAUAUACAAACAUAGAUAGAGAUAAAAGGAGCUCACAAAACUCGUCCCAAUCCAAGAGCCAAAACCCCAAAAGCUUCCACCUUUUCUUUUCAACACAAACAGACACAGAGGUUUGCAGUAUGUUUGCCGAAGAGAAUGGUCUUAAGGGAGACCCAAGGCUGCAAGCCAUAUCUCAAGCCAUUAGGGUGGUGCCUCACUUCCCUAAACAAGGAAUAAUGUUUCAAGACAUUACGACAUUGUUGUUGGAUCACAAGGCCUUCAAAGACACGAUCGACAUUUUUGUCGAUCGUUACAGAGACAUGCACAUUUCCGUUGUUGCCGGAGUGGAAGCAAGAGGAUUCAUGUUCGGUCCACCGAUCGCGCUGGGCAUUGGCGCAAAGUUUGUUCCUUUACGCAAGCCUCGAAAACUCCCCAGCGAAGUGAUAUCAGAGCAGUACGAGCUAGAAUAUGGAAGUGAUUGUUUGGAGUUGCAUGUUGGGGCUGUCCAGCCGGGUGAAAGGGCCUUAAUUAUUGAUGACAUGGUGGCCACCGGCGGAACUCUGUCGGCAGCAAUAAGACUUCUGGAACGUGUUGGUGCUGAAGUGGUUGAGUGUGCUUGUGUCAUUGGCGUGCCCGAGGUUAAGGGACAUUGCAGGCUUAAUGGGAAGCCAUUGUAUGUGCUUGUGGAGCCACGGGAAAUAGAUAGUUGUUUGAGAUGUGAUUGCAGUCCGGUUGCAGCUGACGUUAAAAAGGAAGAGUGUUUGAGGAGAAAGGUGAUGAUGUGCUCCUCAUAUCAGUUCUCACCUGAAUGGGCUCCCAAUUGAGAAUUGUAUUGCUCUGCUUCAUUAUUUUCUUUCUUGUUAGUUAUCAUUUCAUGUAUCUACCACCAGCGUACAACCAUUAAUCCAGCGUUGAAUUUUUUUAUCCCAACUUUCAUAUCAUAUUCCA
This is a messenger RNA of Neltuma alba, 1051 nucleotides long. RefSeq names its product adenine phosphoribosyltransferase 5-like. NCBI's taxonomy places the organism in Eukaryota, Viridiplantae, Streptophyta, Magnoliopsida, Fabales, Fabaceae. Bases 70 to 927 code for a protein of 285 amino acids. The transcript has 7 exons. The record is from RefSeq and is a predicted model, not a curated record. Gene Ontology annotation, biological process: adenine salvage. Gene Ontology annotation, cellular component: cytosol; cytoplasm. Gene Ontology annotation, molecular function: adenine phosphoribosyltransferase activity.